Zea mays is the source of this 2800-nucleotide messenger RNA. Its product is annotated as cellulose synthase-like protein G2. Gene Ontology annotation, biological process: cellulose biosynthetic process. The coding region runs from base 267 to 2552 and encodes 761 amino acids. The record is from RefSeq and is a predicted model, not a curated record. Gene Ontology annotation, molecular function: cellulose synthase (UDP-forming) activity. The transcript is spliced from 5 exons. Gene Ontology annotation, cellular component: membrane. NCBI's taxonomy places the organism in Eukaryota, Viridiplantae, Streptophyta, Magnoliopsida, Poales, Poaceae.
AUGAUGCUACAGUAAGCAUUUGCUAAUUAUGAAUUAAUUAGGAUUAAAAAUUAUUAUCCACGUGUGUUAAAGUAAAUCAGAGUAUAAAUUAGUUUAAGUUAUACUCUAAUUCAUCUUAAUUCACGCGGAUUGAGCUGAAGGCCGUAGGGCCGUAGGGUGAUGCCCAGUCCCAGUCUCGGCCGGCCAGCUCUCUUUUAGUAGAGACACUCUGCCACAGCGUAGCCUAGCAUAGCGUCCACUAGCUAGCUAGCUAGCUAGCAUCAGUCAUGGAGGAUGGCGCCGAGAAGGCGACGACACCGGAUUCUUCUUCUUCGCAAGCGGCACCGCCAGCGCUGAGCGCGGUGUACGUGAACAGGCGCCUCGUGGCGGGCAACCGCGCCAUGGCCGCCGUCCACGUCGCGCUGGUCGCCACGGUCAUCGGCCAGCGCGCCCUGGCGCUGCUCUCUGCUGGAACCAGCAGCGCGUCGCCCGCGUCCCGGUCCCUGCAGGUGCAGCACGUGGCCAUGGCGCUGGCCGACCUGACGCUGCUGUUCGUGUGGGCGCUGUCGCAGUCGGGGCUGUGGCGUCCCGUGACGCGCGCCGCGUUCCCGGGCCGGCUGCUGGCGGCGGUGCCCCGCGGCGCGCUCCCGCGCGUGGACGUGCUGGUGGUGACGGCCGACCCGGACAAGGAGCCGCCUCUCGGGGUGGUGAACACGGUGGUGUCGGCGAUGGCGCUGGACUACCCCGGCGGCAAGCUGAGCGUGUACCUGUCGGACGACGCCGGGUCGCCGCUCACGCUGCUCGCCGCCCGUAAGGCCUACGCCUUCGCUGCCAGGGCCUGGGUGCCCUUCUGCAGGAGGCACUCCGUGCAGUGCCCCUGGCCGGACAGGUACUUCGCCGGCGACGACGACGACGCUGACGGCGAUCGGCGGCGGGAGGAGCUCGCGGAGGAGAGGGCAAGAGUCAGGAAACUAUACGAGAAGUUGAAAGCGGAUAUAGAGGCGGCUAAGAAUGACGAGACUAUUUCUGGGAGCUGGUCAAAAGACAAACGUCAGAAUCACGAUGCUUACGUGGAGAUCAUCGAAGACGGCGACGGCGUUGAGGAGAUUCCGGCGCUGGUGUACGUAGCCCGCGAGAAGCGGAGAGCGUGGCCUCACCACUUCAAGGCCGGCGCUCUCAACGCCCUGCUGCGAGUGUCGGGCGUGGUGAGCAACGCGCCCUACGUGCUGGUCCUCGACUGUGACAUGGCCUGCAACAGCCGCGCCUCCGCCCUGGACGCCAUGUGCUUCCUCCUCGACCGCAGGCCGCCGCCGGACAGCCUCGCCUUCGUGCAGUUCCCGCAGCUGUUCCACAACCUCAGCCACAAGGACAUCUACGCCAACGAGCUCAGAUACAUCUUCGGGACCCGAUGGUUCGGCCUGGACGGCGUCCGGGGCCCUCCCCUCUCCGGCUCCGGCUUCUACGUCAGGAGAGACGCGCUUUACGGGGCCACACCGACCGCGGACUUCAUGCCCGAUGCCACCGCCGUCGCCGAGCUCAAGACAAGGUUCGGCCACUCCGACCGUCUCGUGGCAUCCUUACGCAGCCCCGGCGUUCCACCAGAAGCAGAAGCGAUGAUGUCCCUUGCGGCGCUGGCCUCCUGCGCAUACGAGGCCGGCACCGCCUGGGGCGCCGGCGUCGGCUUCAUGUACCAGUCGGUGGUGGAGGACUACUUCACGGGGUUCCAGCGCUUCUUCGCCCGGGGGUGGACCUCCGCCUACUGCUACCCGGAGCCGCGCCCGGCGUUCCUCGGCAGCGUGCCCACCAACCUCAACGACGUGCUGGUCCAGAACAAGCGCUGGAUGUCCGGCAUGCUCGCCGUCGGCGUCUCCAGGCGCCACUCCCCGCUCGCCUGCCGCCCGCUCCUCCGGGCCUCCCUGCUCCAGGCCAUGGCCUACGCCUACUUCGGCUUCGCCGCGCUCUGCGCCGUCCCCGUGCUCUGCUACGCCACCCUGCCGCAGCUCUGCCUCCUCCGGGGCGUCCCGCUAUUCCCCUGCCCCGCCGCCACCGCGGCGGCGUUCGCGUCCUCGCUUCUGCAGCACAUGGCGGAGGUGUGCGUGUCCAGGCGGGGUAGGCUGGACCUGCGCACGUGGUGGAACGAGCAGAGGUUCUGGGUGCUCAACGCCCUCACAGCCCAGCUCUUCGGCUGCGUCAGCGCCGCCCAGGAGCUGCUCGGCGCACGCGCCUUGGACUUCGACCUCACCAGCAAGGCCGCCGUCGACGGGAGCCUGUACCAGGACGGCGUGUUCGACUUCACGGGCUGCUCCGCGCUGCUGCUCCCUGCCACCACGCUCUCCGUGCUCAACGCCGCUGCGAUCGUCGCCGGCACCUGGAAGAUGUCGUCGUCGUCGUCGUCAUCGAGCGGCGGCUUCCACUUCGCCCCGCAGCUGUUCCUCAUGUGCUACGGCGCGGCGCUCAGCUACCCGCUACUGGAGGGGAUGUUCCUCAGGCGGGAUCCUGCGAGGGUUCCGCCACGCAUCACCGCACUCUCGGUCGCAUUGGCAGCCGUGCUGCUUGCCGCCAUGCUUGGAUGAACAUCAACCGAGAGAUGCACGGCCUGCUUCAACUCUUGUCUACUGUUCUAGAUAUACUGUACUUUUAAUUACUAUUCCCACUGUAUUCCCACCGUUGAAGCACAACAACGCAGUGAACUAAACGACGAACGAGAAGAAGCCCAAGGUUAAUUAGAACUAAUUUAUGAUAUACGUUCGGACUAAUUAUUCUACACAUCAAAGAUAUUUAUGUAAUGCGGUAUAAUAUAUAUAAUUUGUUUACUAUUGCA